Aspergillus melleus is the source of this 405-nucleotide messenger RNA. It is a transcript of the gene HTA1, whose product is annotated as histone H2A. Gene Ontology annotation, cellular component: nucleosome. The record is from RefSeq and is a predicted model, not a curated record. The transcript has 4 exons. The coding region runs from base 1 to 405 and encodes 134 amino acids. Gene Ontology annotation, molecular function: protein heterodimerization activity; DNA binding; structural constituent of chromatin. NCBI's taxonomy places the organism in Eukaryota, Fungi, Ascomycota, Eurotiomycetes, Eurotiales, Aspergillaceae.
AUGACUGGAGGCAAAUCUGGAGGCAAGGCUAGCGGCAGCAAGAACGCGCAAUCGCGUUCCUCCAAGGCUGGUCUCGCGUUCCCCGUCGGACGUGUCCACCGUCUUCUCCGCAAGGGUAACUACGCCCAGCGUGUUGGUGCUGGUGCCCCUGUCUAUCUUGCCGCCGUGCUUGAAUACCUUGCUGCUGAGAUUCUGGAGUUGGCCGGUAACGCCGCUCGCGACAACAAGAAGACUCGUAUCAUUCCCCGUCAUCUGCAGCUCGCCAUCCGCAACGAUGAGGAACUGAACAAGCUCCUCGGUCACGUCACCAUUGCACAGGGUGGUGUUCUGCCCAACAUCCACCAAAACCUUCUGCCCAAGAAGACCCCCAAGGCCGGCAAGGGUGGUGCUAGCCAGGAGCUGUGA